Molecule: messenger RNA, 960 nt
Organism: Eruca vesicaria subsp. sativa (arugula)
Lineage: Eukaryota; Viridiplantae; Streptophyta; Magnoliopsida; Brassicales; Brassicaceae
Source: the annotation of a GenBank genome assembly
CUUGUCAUAUAAAGACUCUUGGCAAAGAAGAGAGAGCCGCAAACUUUAACUUGUCCUUUGAUUGUGUUGUCAUAUAAAGACAUCUCAAACCCCAAAUCUUCGAAGAUAGAUUCAGAUCGGAAAAGGAAGAAAGACUCUGUCUCUUGGACAGAUCGACCGUCACCAAAGGAGAAGAGAGAGGAACACCACCACAGCAAGCACCGUAAGAAGAGCAAGAUGGCUUCGAGAGACCAAGUUAAGGCCUCGCACAUUCUGAUUAAGCAUCAAGGAUCUCGCAGGAAGGCGUCGUGGAAGGAUCCAGAAGGUAAGAUCAUUAUGACCAUUACCAGAGAAGCUGCCGUCGAACAGCUCAAAUCGAUCCGUGAAGACAUCGUCUCUGGCAAAGCUAACUUCGAGGACGUGGCCUCUCGUGUUUCCGACUGUAGCUCUGCUAAACGCGGCGGCGAUCUAGGUCCCUUUGGUAGAGGUCAAAUGCAGAAGCCGUUUGAGGAAGCAACAUACGCACUAAAAGUGGGUGAUAUAAGCGAGAUCGUGGACACAGACAGCGGAGUCCAUAUCAUAAAGAGAACAGCUUGAUCUGUUUAGACUCCUUCAAUGUACCAAAAGUUACCAGCUUUUUUUCUCAACCGAAAAUUGAAGAUGAAGAAUAAAGAUAAAAGCUUUGCUAUUGUGGUUUUGAUUCUGCAUAUUUAUAUGGUUUUCGAUAGAACCAAACAUAUGAAUCGCAAUUUCUUCUCUUAACUUUAUAUUAAUAACACAUUCCUGUACUUGCUUGAUCACUUUAGAUCUCAAGCCUGCUUUCCUAAACACAAAAAUGUUUUUAUGGUCUUUUCAUUUUAUAGUGAAUGUUCUCUAUAUUGUACAUUUCUAUAAAACAGCACAAAAAAACAGAAUGUUCACUGUUACUUACCAUGAAAACAAUUUUUUGAUAUAAUUUAUAUAAAAAUAUCAUAAAACAAG